CAGAAACAUUAUUUUAUUCAGUUACUAAAUUUUAAUAGAGUAAUUUAAUAAAAAAACACGGUACACCAUGGAUGAUCAGGCCUGUCCACGUUGUAAAACAACAAAGUAUCGUAAUCCAUCCCUAAAGUUGAUGGUGAAUGUAUGCGGGCAUACAUUGUGUGAAUCAUGUGUGGAUCUUCUGUUUUUAAAAGGUUCCGGGUCAUGCCCAGAAUGUAUGGUACCACUACGACGAAACAAUUUUCGUGUACAGCUCUUUGAAGAUCCCAUGGUAGAAAAAGAGGUGGACAUACGAAAACGUAUACUAAGAGACUACAACAAAAAAGAAGAAGACUUCAAUUCAUUACUAGAAUACAACGAUUAUUUGGAAGAGAUUGAAUCUAUAAUAUACAAUCUCUGUAACAACAUCGAUAUAAUUGGUACAAAUAAACGUAUUGAACAAUACAAAAAAGAGAAUCGCGAUAUAAUACAGCGUAAUAAAACUCGAAUGGGUCGUGAGGAGUAUGAGUUGGAAGAAAUGCUGGAAUUGGAAAAAGCUCAAGAGGAAGCCAGACGGCAAGAACUACUAGACUUGGAAGCUGAACAAAAGAAAAAGAAAGCACGAGAGAAGGAAGCCUUAAUAGAUGAAUUAAUGUGUAGUGGCAAAAAUGCAUCAGCCAUUGUCAGUGAAUUUGCAGAGAAAGUGGAAAAAUUACGGGAGGAAGAAAAACAGCUGCCACCUCCAAAGCCAGCUUCACAAUUUUCGAGUGGCGUUAAAUUUGGUCGUUCCGCUGAUCAUCAAUUUCUGCCAGUGCCAAAAGUUGAAGAAGGUCCUUUGUACAUACAUGAAACUCCCUUACUAUACGUGGAAGGUCCGCCGAUUCCACCAGUAUACGAAAUUGAAACCAAAGGCUAUAUGUCGCAUGUAAGAGCAGAAAAUUCUAUCGAAAGGGCAGGUGGCUAUCGAGCAACAUACGCAUGUCAGCGAGCACUUCUCGAGGCAAUGCAGGGCUUGUUUCAUGGUUCCAUAACGUACUAAUGUUUAGGUAUUCAAGGGGUGGGAUAUUUUAGUUCUUAAAUAUGAAAUUGGAUUUUCUGUUCUGUUGAAUAAAGAAUGAUUUUAUUAAACUACAGAGCUAA
Molecule: messenger RNA, 1116 nt
Organism: Calliphora vicina (urban bluebottle blowfly)
Lineage: Eukaryota; Metazoa; Arthropoda; Insecta; Diptera; Calliphoridae
Gene: Mat1
Product: CDK-activating kinase assembly factor
Exons: 1
Coding region: 68-1015 (315 amino acids)
Biological process (GO): nucleotide-excision repair; positive regulation of cyclin-dependent protein serine/threonine kinase activity; regulation of transcription by RNA polymerase II
Cellular component (GO): transcription factor TFIIH holo complex
Molecular function (GO): cyclin-dependent protein serine/threonine kinase activator activity
Source: RefSeq, a predicted model, not a curated record